UUCUUGGGCAGCCAGCAAGCGAGCAAGAGAAACUGGACUGGACAGAAGUUGAGAAGCUAGUCAGACAAUGGAUUUGAUCCACAAGUUCCUGAAUCUGGUGGCUCCUCCUUUCACUUUCUUUUCUCUCUGCCUCUUCUUGCCCCCUUUCUACGCUUUCAAGUUCUUCCUCUCCAUCUUGAGCUCCCUCUUCAGCGAGAGCGUCGAAGGUAAGGUCGUCCUCAUCACCGGUGCUUCCUCCGGCAUCGGAGAGUACCUGGCUUACGAGUAUGGGAGGAGGGGUGCAUGCUUGGCUCUGGUGGCCCGGCGGGAGAUGUCGCUGCGGGAAGUGGCGGAGAGGGCGAGGGAGUUGGGCUCUCCAGACGUUAUAGUCAUUCAGGCCGAUGUUUCCCAAGUCGAUGACUGCAGGCGCCUCGUCAACGAGACCAUGAAUCACUUCCAAAGACUGGACCAUCUGGUCAACAACGCAGGGAUUAGUUCCAUCUGCAAGUUUGAAGAUGCAGGCGACAUCACCAAUUUUAGAGCUAUCAUGGACACUAACUACUGGGGUUCGGUCUAUACCACCCGGUUCGCAGUUCCAUACCUAAGGUACAGCAGAGGCAAGAUCAUAGUGCUUUCUUCCUCUGCCUCCUGGUUGCCUGCUCCUCGAACGAGUUUCUACAAUGCAAGCAAAGCAGCCCUGCUGAACAUGUUCGAGACAUUGAGGGUGGAGCUGGGUCCAGACAUUGGAAUAACCAUUGUUACGCCUGGCUUCAUAGAGUCUGAGCUGACUCAAGGGAAGCACUUCACCGAGGAAGGCAAGCUGGAGGUGGAUCAAGACUUGAGAGAUGUCCAAGUGGGUGUGAUCCCGGUGGGGUCGGUACAAGGAUGUGCGAAAGCAAUAGUGAACGGCGCAUGUAGAGGGCACAGGUACUUGACUGAGCCAGCAUGGUUUAAGAUGACCUACUAUUGGAAGGCAUUCUGCCCCGAGAUCUUAGAGUGGUCGUACCGGCUCAUGUAUCUGGCCGGCCCUGGAGAACCCCCGACGGAAGCACCCAGCAAGAAGUUGGUGGAUCUAACCGGUGCCAAGCAGCUGAUCUACCCGAGCACCAUUCAGACACCCCUAAUCAAAACUGACUAGCCCCCUUUUCCAGUUCUACUCCUUUACCAUCUCGUCCCGCCUAGCAUGUGCAUAGUCUUGUAUGCUGCCGUACAGGGAAAAGGUUACUCUUUUGUAAAUGGAACUGCAAAUAAAAGGAAUCACAGACCUUUCAGUCCUGUA
Rhodamnia argentea is the source of this 1258-nucleotide messenger RNA. RefSeq names its product 11-beta-hydroxysteroid dehydrogenase A-like. Gene Ontology annotation, molecular function: oxidoreductase activity. The record is from RefSeq and is a predicted model, not a curated record. Bases 68 to 1117 code for a protein of 349 amino acids. NCBI's taxonomy places the organism in Eukaryota, Viridiplantae, Streptophyta, Magnoliopsida, Myrtales, Myrtaceae. The transcript is spliced from 6 exons.